Danio rerio (zebrafish) is the source of this 6011-nucleotide messenger RNA. The record is from RefSeq and is a predicted model, not a curated record. NCBI's taxonomy places the organism in Eukaryota, Metazoa, Chordata, Actinopteri, Cypriniformes, Danionidae.
CAAAAAUGGUUUCUCUUUCUCAUAUAAAUGUCGCAGAACUUUUACAAUAAUUGUCAGGAAGACUUCUGGAUACACUGUGGUGAAAACCUUGGGAGCAUGCCAGGGUUAACCCCGAGCAAAUACCUUAAAACUCUGUAUUACAUUUUACCCCGUGUUACUUUAUGCCCUGCACUCCCCAUCUACUGCUACUGUAAUAAAUGAACACAAACUGUUAUAUAAUUUCUCAUUAUUAACACUAACAUGAAAUCUGCUUUUUCUUCCCUCUCAGGCUGAUCUGGUCAUUUCAGAUUAGAGAAAUCCACAGACAUAUUGUAAAAGCAGAUGGACAUGUCUGAUCAUGACAAUGUGGGAUCUGUGGAGCCUCAUGGAGUGUCUAAAAUCACCAUCUCUGCUCAGAAUGGAAGCAGUGUUUCAGCACCUGUGAUUUUAAACUCAACAGUCACAGGAAAUAUUAGUAUUUCUAAUAAUUUCUUUCCUGAACCUGCAGCUGAAGUCACAGAUACAAGCACAUUAAUCACUGAUUACAAAAAGUCCCUGCAGUCCGAGUAUGCCUACAUUACAGAAUACACCUCUCGUGCUGGUGAAGAGGUGCUGCUCAGUGACCGUUACAUCGACCCACUGAUUGUUCAGAAACACAGGGAGAAGACAGAGCGCGAGAAUGAGAUGCGCUCCAGAGGGGAACGUUUCUUCAACACCAGAGAAACCUAUCAGGGAAACCAAAACAUCAGCCUCGAUCAGCUGUUCGGCCCAGAGAACAGCUCCAAAAGAGUGACUCCAAGAGCUGUGAUCCUUCAAGGUGAUUCUGGAAGUGGGAAAUCAAUCACUGCGCAAAAGAUCGUUCUGGAUUGGGCUUCUGGAGAGCUUUACGCUGGACUUUUUGACGUGGUGUUUCAUGUUAGAUGCAAGCAACUCAGUGGGAUCUCAGGUGACAUGUUGAGCUUGCUGGAUCUCCUGGAUUGCAGUUUAACUUCAAAUGAAAUUGAUCAGAUAUUAAAAGACAAAGCUGCUGAUAGGGUCUUGUUUAUCAUUGAUGGUUUUGAUGAACUCAUGCUUUUAGCAUCCAAUGAGCCUUUACCACCAAAACCAAACAUAAAGUCCCAUCCGUUGGCAAUUGUUCACUCUCUUCUGAAAGGACGAUUGAUGAGAGACUCGUUUCUGCUGGUCACCACAAGAUCCACAGCUGUAGACAAACUGGAGAUCAUCCUGAAAAAGCCUCAGUGCUUCAUGGAGAUCAUGGGAUUUUCCGAGAAGGGAGUGUGUGAAUAUUUUAGAAAGUUCUUUGAGGAUGAAGAGUUUUCCACUCAGGUGUACGAUCAGGUGAAGAUGCACGAGAUGCUCUUCACUGCCUGCUUCAUUCCAGUCAUCUGCUGGAUUAUCUGCACAAUCUUUAAGAGGAAAGGAAAGGAUGGUGUGGUAACUAGCGAGCUGACUACAACUACAUCGAUAUUUGUUAAUUUUGUGCUCACGCUCUUAAAGCAUCAUAGCGAUUUGAGUCAAGAAGAGGAGCUCGACCUUAUCAAGAACUUGGGUCAGCUUGCAGAGAGCGCAACACCAAAACGACAAAUCCUGUUUUCCAGAAACGAUCUCCCUAAAGCAAUCUCACAUCUGCCAAACAUUCCUUUCCUGUGCACAUUUCGCCAUCAGGAGAGAACUAAUCUGAAGGAGAUGUUCGGGUUCAUGCACCUCAGCUUUCAGGAGUUCUUCAGCGCUCUGUUCUACAUGCUAACAGAUAAGGAGGAAGCCAAAAUAAAAGUGAAGGAACUCCUGGAGUCAGCAGGCAACGGCAGGCACAGUGAGCAUCUAUUACCAAUCAUUCGCUUCCUUUUUGGUCUUUCGAACAGGAAAGUGAGCCGAUUAAUCCAUCAUCCAAAGUCGACGUCUACCACAAUUCGUGCAACGCUAACAAAAUGGAUCAGCAAGGUUUUAGUGAAGAACAUCAUGGAUACACGCUACAUGAGUGAUUUCAUUCUUCAUUGCCUGUACGAGCUCCAUGAUAGCGACACACUGAAAGAAGUAAUGAAGCUGUGGGAGCGUUCGGGCAUUGACAUACACUGGUCUUUGAGAGCGAUCGACUGCCAGGUUGUGAUGUACUGUCUUCAGGACACUUCACGGAUUGUCAGCAUGGAAGUGAAGUGCAAAGCAAAAGAUCUGAAGGUGCUUCAUCCUGCACUUUACAAGUGUGCUAAUUUAUGGUUGAGGGUUGAUUCCAUGUCAAACUCUGAUGUUGAUUUCCUGACAUCAGCCCUGAAGAAGAAAAAGGAUGUGGGCUAUUUGACAAUGGAGGAUGGAGACCUUUCAGAUGAAAGCCUGCUGAAGAUCCUGAAAACCCUCAGUGGACAAACAUCAGUGGGUAACAUUCGACUGGCACUGAGGAGCAUCAGCGAAAGCAAUGUUGAUUUAACCAUGAACUUCCUCAUUAAGGAAAUGAUGGGUAGAAGUUUCAGUGUGUGCAUUGGCAGUCAAGUAGAAAACACCGAGACGAGUUUAUGUUCAGAGUUCACGAUCGCACAUUCAAAAAAAUCCUUCUGGUUCACUAUCGGGCAUUCAGAAGGACAUCCGAGUGAAAAGCAUGGUUGUUAUCAGGGUUUUUCAAAAAUAUCCUUCGCUCUCUGUCCUUUAUCUGAAAUACCCAUGAACAAUUUUCUGAAGACAUCCAAUAACCUCAGAUGCUUCUCGGAUGUGAAUAACACUGAGUUUGGUGUGAAUGUGGACUCUCUGGUGUCUUUCCUGAGUUGUGUUCCUGGUUUAACUGAGGUGGACAUGCAUUCAGAAUACCUGACAGAUAUUUGGGCUUCCAGGAUUCUGUUCUUCCUUCAAGUCAAUCCCAAGAUUUCACAUAUAAAGUAUUUUGUGAGCAACCUGAUUAUUCGUGAUGAGGGAAGGGUCUGUUCAACAUUUUCAGUCUUCAGAAAGCCAUUUGUACUGUACAAGAUGCAUGACAGCGAAAUGAAAAAUCCAUCUCUGACUCUUUCGAUGGACAGAUGGGCUUAUGAUUAUGCAUCUGCUAGCAGUGGAGGUGUGGUUCAUUCACAUGGUGAGGAUAAAGCAGCGCUGGUGAAGCUCAUGCUCAGUUUCCCUCCUCUUAAAGACGCUACUGUCAACUGGGAAGAUCUUUUCAAAAGGCUUUACCAAAUCAUUCAAUUGACAGAGAAAUGCCCGGAGUUUGAUGAGUAUACAGAUUCUCUGUUGAUGUUCCUUCACUCCAUUCCUGGUCUGAAGGAAGUAAAAGUUUGGCUUAACAACCUGAUUGAGAGCUGGGCAUCUGGCCUGUUCUCACUCUUCCUGUCUUGUAUCAGCUUACUUCACGUGCAAUUGAAAACCAGUAUGAGUCUUGUUGAUGAUGUGGAGAGUUUAGGUCUGCUGAGAGAAGAUGAUGAAGUGAGGCUGUCUGUCGGCUGUAACCAUCUAAAUUAUAUAGAUAAUUAUGAUAUCGACUUCUUUAAACCUCCGGAGCACAAAGUUCUUCCCUGCAUCGCCCUCACAGUGACAGAUGAGCCCGAGAAUGCAAACGCUGACUGGAGGAGAUUCUUUCAGGCCUACAACCAGCUGAAAGACUUGACUGAGUGUUCUCCAGAGUAUGAUGAGAGUGUAAGUGAUUUGCUCUUAUUCCUACAUUCAGUCUCUGGUUUGAAGAAGGUGGAUCUUAAUUUCAAAUUCAUGACUGUUGAUGGAGCGUCCAGAGUCCUGGAUCUCAUUCAAUCGAACCCCAGUCUAAAUACAUUGAGUUUUUUGACUUCCGAGCUGCCUGAGUCAAAAAAGGUGAACAUCAAGAUGGACUACAGGAAUGAAUUCUCUAGUAUCAAUAAGACGAGUGAAGAGGACAGUGAUUCAGAAGGAUCAAAUGAGUUUCGGUUUCCAUCUGUAAGACAGAUUUCAGAUGAUAGUGAUGAAGACAGCAUAUCCUCAUCUAUCAGCGACUGCAGCGAUGAAAUCAAUGAUUCUGAUGAGCUGGACAGCGUAGAGCAGAUUCAUGGCUUAGAAAUCAGGAUGUGGAAAACUGUGUCUGGGCAAAGCAGUGUAUUUCUGAAGUGCAGUGGCUCUACAGGAACACAUGGCACACAGUCUCUGCUGUCACGCAUAGAGCUCACACUGUCAGAAAACAUGGGAAAAGCUAGCAGCGACUGGGAAACUUUCCUACAAGCAUAUAACAAAUGCAAAGAGAUUUCUGCAAGUAGUCCUGCGUUUGAUGAGAGUGUGGACGCUCUGCUGGCAUCUCUGCACUCUGUGUCUGGUCUGAAAAAGCUGCAGUUGACCACGGACAGCCUGACUGAAAAGUGGCCCCCAAAGAUCUUCAGGCUGUGUCACAUGUGCCCCAAUCUACAUCACAUCUGUUUGCAGGUGGAACAUGGUCAGAAACACAGUCUGUUCAAUGCAUGCUCCUCACUCAGCAUCACCAGAAACACCACAGACUCUGUCUGGACCGUUGAAAUUCAUUGGCCCAGUGAUGCCAUGAUAGAAAUAUCUCCGUCAUUCAUUUCAUUUACAUUUCCAUGUUCAGAGAUUUCUAAACUGGAUGCACAGGAUCUCUCUGAAACUCUUGGCUUUCAUAAAAGUUUUGAUGAAAGUUAUGAGGAGCGUGAAGAGGUCGUGGGCGAUUUGAUGUCCGCUUUGCUUUGUGUUCCUGGUCUGCAAAGGAUUGAAUUCAAGAUCAGCAAUCUAACAGAGAGCUGGGUGAGCAGGAUUCUGUCUUUAGUGGAAGUCUGUCCCGGUCUACAGGAGAUCAGGUUUGACUGCAUAGAAAGCAAUGGCUUAAUGUUGGAGGAUGUUGUGAGGAUUUUGCAGAGCUCCCAGAUGAAUUCACAUUGCAGGAUCAUCAUCACAGGGAUGAAGUGCAGUAAAGCAUCCAGUGAUGGGAAAGUAAAUUUCACCUUCUGCAGAGACCCUCUCUCAAAGCUGCUCACAAUACAUAACAUUAAACCAGAAGACAAGCAUGGUGAUGGAGAUGAUGACUUCAAGGAGCUUGAUGAAGAAGACUUUAUUGUUCUCUAGGGAAAAUGAGGCCUAUAAGGACAGAACACAAGGGUGUGAAGGCGGCUGUUAGCUUAUUCAAAGCAUUUGUACUUGAAGUUUACUAAAGAUUUGUACUUUAAUUAAUUUUUAGCAAGACAGGUGGCUUUUUUACAUAUUCAAACUUGAGAAAUGUUGGCUGAUGCUUAUUCUGACUUUAAUUUGUUAUGAAUUAAUUUAUUAAUAAUUUUUUUAGAAAUCUCAAACUACUUCCACUGAUGCAAUUGACAGAAAAACAAUAUAGGAAGCUAAAAAGGGUCACUUAGCGAUGCUGUUUAAGAAAAUUAAAUGAAGAAAGUAUUUGUCAGAUUAUAUAUAUUUGUAAGAAUGCUACAGUAUCAUUUCACAAGAGUGUGUUGUAGUAAUAUAUAUCCAUAGUUUAGAACUAAAUGGGUAUUUUUUAAUGUACUAGUUCAGGUAAUUGGAAUAGAUUACUUGAUUGUAUCAUCGUGAUGCAAAUAAAUAGUAUUUUUACAAGGGAAGUAAAACAUGCAAGGUUAAUUACACAGUUCAUGAUUUUAAUUUUUUAAUAUUGAGGAAUGGAAAUAAGCUGACGAUUUUUGUAUGUGUAUUUUAUCUUAGACCGUUUUGAAAUGUGUAUAAAUUGUAUUUUUUAUUUUAGUUUUGGUUUCAAUUAACCGAAUAAACCAAAACACUUAAGACUUGAUUAAAAUGGUGUAAUAGUUUGAAGAGUUCUUUGAAUUGGAGACUCACAGGUUACUUCCAUAUUUUAUCUUAAUACCUGAUCAAUGUAAGCCAAAACUCCUCAUAUAUUGACAACAUAACUGAGGGUUUUACUUUUUAUUUUUUAUAUAAUUAAAUAAAAAAAAUGCAGUCAGCAAAUGCAAAAUUAGUAAUUUAUUUAUCAAAAAUAAAUCUCUUUUGUUAAAACAGUUACCCAUCAGAACAAGAUAAUACAUUUCAUUAAACAAUAUUAUAAUACAAGACAAUGAUGAUUGGUUACAUUACAUUUAGCCUACUAUAUAUUGCACCAUACAGUAGUA